GCCGCGGUCACUCUGAUCAAGUAGGAAAAAGGAAGAAGACGUUUACAAAUUGGAAUUGCCGAUUACGCGCCUAUUAUUAAUAAUUUUAGAGAUCUUGAGAAAUUUACAUAAUGUCCAACGAGGGGGCAGAUACAGCUGCUUUACCAACUCCCAGUAGCUCAAAGCUAACCAAUGCGCAGAAAGCGCGAAUCGAGAGAAACCAAGCAAAGGCACAAAAGUUGCGAGAAGCCAAGCUGGUGGCGCAUCCCUACAAGGAUCUGGGCAGCAACAAGAACGGCGUUCAUUCGGAGGCCAUGUUAGACAUGGGACAAACCGGCGUGAUCAAGGUGCAGGGCACAAAGUACAUUGACAGCGGCGGUGGCUUUCUCCUGGAGCAGCCUGUCUUGUCGUCCGCUUCGGGCGCAGUAGAGAAGCCAUCUGUCAGCGAUGGAAACGUUAUCGUAGACGACGCCAUUGCCAUUCCAGUGCAUUACGAGGAGUGCGCCGAAUGCGGUGACCAGUUUGCCGACUCUUACUUGUUUAACAACUUCGGGCAUCCCGUGUGCGACAAGUGUCGGGACAACGAAGAGCGCCACGCUCUCAUCACCCGUACAGAAGCCAAGGCUGAGUACUUGCUGAAGGACUGUGACUUCGACAAGCGCGAACCACCUCUGCGAUACAUCAGUCGCAAGAAUCCGCAUAACGUGCGCUGGGGAGAGAUGAAGCUGUAUUUGCACCUGCAGGUCCUCAAGCGCGCCUUGGAGGUGUGGGGCAGCGAAGAGGAGUUGGUGCGCCAGCAUGAAGGUCGCGAAGAGAAGCGCGAGGUGGGCAAGGCUCGCAAGUACAACAAGCAGAUGAAGCAGCUUCGCAUGGAGGUGCGCAGCAGCGUCUACACCAAGAAGACGCACGCCAUCCAUCAGCACGAGUUUGGUCCGGAUACCUACAACGAGGAGGAGGACACCUACACGCACACCUGCCUCACCUGUCCGUACAGCGAGACGUACGAGAAGAUGUAGGAGGAGUCCCUGGCAUCAUUGAAUUAAUCAUUGCAUAUUUCACCUUUUCAAGUAUUGUUUGGUUUAAAAACAUUUAAUCUGAAAUUAAUU
Drosophila serrata is the source of this 1085-nucleotide messenger RNA. It is a transcript of the gene Xpac, whose product is annotated as DNA repair protein complementing XP-A cells homolog Xpac. Lineage: Eukaryota; Metazoa; Arthropoda; Insecta; Diptera; Drosophilidae. Gene Ontology annotation, cellular component: nucleotide-excision repair factor 1 complex. The record is from RefSeq and is a predicted model, not a curated record. Gene Ontology annotation, biological process: nucleotide-excision repair, DNA damage recognition; nucleotide-excision repair involved in interstrand cross-link repair; UV-damage excision repair. Gene Ontology annotation, molecular function: damaged DNA binding.